Molecule: messenger RNA, 3924 nt
Organism: Vigna angularis (adzuki bean)
Lineage: Eukaryota; Viridiplantae; Streptophyta; Magnoliopsida; Fabales; Fabaceae
Exons: 3
Coding region: 1-3924 (1307 amino acids)
Biological process (GO): DNA integration
Molecular function (GO): nucleic acid binding
Source: RefSeq, a predicted model, not a curated record
AUGGCUCCUAGACUUCCUCCCCCACCUCAACCGAGUGAACCUGAUGCUUCCAACAACUCUAGAUUGUUGGAGAACGUCAUUGAGAGACUCCAACAGCAAAAUACCACCCUCAUGGAACAAAACGCCACCCUGAUGCAGCAAAACCAAGCUGCUAUGCAAGGGUUGGAGGCCUCGCGUGUUAAUUCUGAAAACACGCAAAGGCAAUUGAUGGAGAUCUUGGCGGUCACUAGAGGUACACCUGGAGCUUCUUCUUCAAACGCCACUCAACAUGCCAAUGCUGAAUGGAGUUUGGAGAGUUUUCUCCAGCACCAUCCGUCCAAGUUCAGUGGCAAGUGUCUUCCGGAUGAAGCGGACCAGUGGCUGAGAGACAUGGAGAGAAUUUUCAACGCCAAGAGAUGUCCGGAUGAAAACCGCUUGGCAUAUGCGGAGUACUUGCUGACUGGAGAAGCCAGCCACUGGUGGGCGAGCGCCAGAGCCAUUCUGACGAACGCUCAUCAGCAGAUUACUUGGGAAGUGUUCAGAAACAAAUUCUAUGAAGAGUACUUCCCUGACAGUGUCCGUUUUGCAAAGGAUGUUGAGUUUUUACAGCUGGUUCAGGGGGGGAUGUCAGUCUCCGAAUAUACGAACAAGUUCAAACACUUGAUUCGCUUCAAUACAAUGGCCACCAGUGAGGAGUGGCAGUGCAGAAAAUUUGAGAACGGUCUACGCAGUGAUCUGAAGGUUGUGGUUUCCAGUUUGUGUAUCAGAACAUUCCCUGCUAUGGUGGAGAGGGCCAAGGUGUUGGAGAAGAACCUGGCAGAGGCGGAACGGCACAAGAAACAGCAAACAGUAAGGGGGCCGACUGUCUCAAGGGGAAAUGUUAAUCAGAGAGGAUCCCCUUACGCUCGUCCAGCAGUCAACGCGAGUGGAUCCCAAGCCUUGGCUACUGUCGGCCAGUCUGGACAGCCAAGGAGUGUGGCAUGUUUCCAGUGUGGAGGACCACACCUGAGGUGGGCUUGUCCUCAUGGGGGAAAGUACUGCACUAAAUGCAGAAGGAAUGGGCACUUGGAGAACGAGUGCUAUGUGGGAGGACAUGCGGCAAUGAGGUCGUCGAACGCUGGAAGAGCCCAACAAGGAAGAGGUGGACGUGCACAAGCUACAGGAAGAGUUUAUGCAAUUACGGGUGCUGAAGCUGCUCGAUCAGGUACGCUCAUCACCAGCACUUGCUUCUUGUUUGGAAAGCCCUGUGUAGUGUUGUAUGAUUCGGGGGCAACUCAUUCCUUCAUCUCGAAGGCAUGCGUUGAGAAACUGGGACUAGUGGAGAGUGAAUUACAGUUCGACUUGGUGGUGUCAACCCCAGCGGCUGGUGGGAUUAAGACGUCUACAGCUUGUGUGAGAUGUCCAAUAGAAGUUGAGGGGCGUAGAUAUAAGGUCAAUCUCAUUUGCUUACCCCUUCAAGACUUAGAAGUAAUUUUGGGGAUGGAUUGGUUGGCUACCAAUCGGAUCCUCAUUGAUUGUGGAAAGAAGGAGUUGGUCUUCCCAGGUGAAGAGGAGGAGGAGUUGUCUUUGGAUCGCGGACAGUUGAAGGAAGAUAUCAUGGAAGGAGCGAGCUGUUUUCUGAUCAUGACGUAUGAAGACAACGAAGUGGAGCGUUCGUCCAAUGAUGAGAGCAGUGGAGGACGAACGGUAGUGGAUGACUUUCCGGACGUCUUUCCGGAUGAAGUCCCUGGUCUACCUCCCAUUCGUGAGGUCGAAUUCACGAUCGACUUGGUGACCACUGCUGCACCCAUCUCGGUUCAACCUUAUAGAAUGGCACCCGCCGAGUUGGUAGAGCUUAAGAGGCAAAUUGAGGAGUUGAUGGAUAAGAGGUUCAUCAGGCCGAGUGUUUCACCAUGGGGAGCACCUGUGUUGCUGGUCAAGAAGAAGGAUGGCAGCUCUCGGCUCUGCAUUGAUUAUAGGCAACUUAAUAAGCUGACUAUCAAGAACAAGUAUCCACUUCCAAGGAUAGACGACCUACUGGAUCAGUUGCAAGGUGCGUGCGUGUUUUCAAAGAUUGAUCUGCGUUCGGGCUAUCAUCAAAUUAGAGUGAAGGAGGGAGAUAUUUAUAAGACAGCAUUUCGGUCUCGUUAUGGUCAUUAUGAAUACGUGGUGAUGCCCUUUGGAGUGACGAACGCACCUGCAAUUUUCAUGGACUACAUGAACAGGAUUUUCAGACCGUACCUGGACAAAUUUGUAGUGGUGUUUAUUGAUGACAUCCUUAUCUAUUCCAAGAGCUUUGAGGAGCAUGAAGACCACUUGAGGAUUGUCUUGGGCGUGUUGAGGGAGAAGGAAUUGUAUGCCAAGAAGUCAAAGUGUGAAUUCUGGAUGAAGGAAAUCCAGUUCUUGGGGCACGUCGUUUCUGCAGGAGGUAUUGCAGUGGAUCCAGCCAAGGUGAAAGCAGUGCUGGAUUGGGAGAGCCCACGUUCGGUCACAGAGGUUAGAAGCUUCGUGGGGCUCGCGGGCUACUAUAGGCGGUUCAUUGAGGGAUUCUCUAAGAUAGUAGCCCCUCUGACUUAUCUCACCAGGAAGGAUCAGCCGUUCGCAUGGACUGAUCGUUGUGAGGAGAGCUUCCAGGAAUUGAAGAAGAAAUUGACGAGCGCCCCAGUGUUAGUCAUUCCAGACACGGCCAAACCUUUUGAGGUGUAUUGUGAUGCGUCGUAUCAAGGUUUGGGUUGCGUAUUGAUGCAGGAAAGGAAAGUAGUGGCGUACGCUUCUAGACAGUUGAAGAUCCAUGAGAAGAACUAUCCCACACACGACUUAGAGCUGGCAGCAGUCGUGUUUGCAUUAAAAAUCUGGAGGCAUCAUCUGUAUGGAGCAACGUUUCAAGCUAACGUAGUAGCGGACGCACUAAGCAGGAAGUCGGUUCAUGUUUCAGCUAUGAUGGUGAAAGAACUCAAUCUAGUGGAGAGCUUUAGAGACCUAAAGUUGCAGUUCAAGUUGGAGCCGAACAGUAUCAAAUGCUGCACCUUUAGAAUAACAAGUGAUGUGUUCGACCGAAUCUGGAUGAAGCAACGUGAGGAUGAUGAGCUAGUGAAGAUUUUAAGCGCGCUCGGUACGGAUCAGGCCAAACAUUUCAACGCUGGAACGGACGGAGAAUUGGGAAGCAAGUUGCGAAUGAGUUCUGCUUAUCACCCUCAGACGGACGGCCAAUCUGAGCGAACCAUCCAAACGCUCGAGGACUUAUUGAGGACAUGCGUCCUAGAUCAUAUGGGAGUAUGGGAUGAAGUUUUGCCGCUCGUUGAAUUCACGUAUAACAACAGCUUUCAAGCGAGCAUAGGAAUGGCUCCGUUUGAAGCUCUCUAUGGAAGGAAGUGUCGAACACCUUUGUGUUGGUUCCAAGAAGGCGAGAACGUUUUGACUGGACCAGAAUUAAUCCAGCAAACGACCGAGAAGGUGAAACUGAUCCAAGAACGGUUGAAGACGUCUCAAAGCAGGCAGAAAUCCUAUGCCGAUAAGAGGAGAAGACCCUUGGAGUUCGCUGCUGGAGAUCACGUGCUUCUCAGGUUGAAUCCAAUCACUGGAGUGGGAAGAGUCCUUCGUCCAAAGAAGCUUUCACCCAAGUUCGUAGGGCCUUAUCAAAUUCUGAAGAAGAUUGGAUCAGUUGCGUAUGAACUAGCUUUACCACCUCAACUGUCCAACCUACAUCCAGUCUUUCACGUUUCUCAGCUCCGGAAGUAUGUAGCUGAUCCUUCACACGUGCUGGAGUUGGAAGAUGUCCAACUUCGCCCAGACCGAACGCUGGAGAUGCAACCAGUCUGCAUUGAAGACAGCCGCACCAGACUCUACAAAGGAAAGGACGUUCGUCUUGUGAAAGUGGUGUGGGACGCGAAGUCUGGCGACUCAACAUGGGAGGUUGCAGAGGCCAUGAAGGAGCUAUACCCUCAAUUGUUCCCUGGUAAGUCCUAG